AUGGGUGUGGCCGCCGCCGUGAGCAACCCCAGCGGGAUCCCGAGCGGGCGCCCUCCCCGCCUGAACUGCCUCCCAUCUACUGCCAGCGGCAAUCGGCACGCGCCGCGCGGGAUAGGCAUUGGGCGACGUAUCUCGGCACCGGUCUCGGCGAUCUGGCGGCGCACCGUAACGCUAUGUCGGUCACCCCAUGCGGGUCUCGGCGGAGGACGACGACGACUCCGCUCAGACCCAUCGAUAGCUGCGGGGGUGCGGCGGAGACGACCUAUCGCAAAAGAGAGUGGGGACGAGUCCGGAGGGGAACUAGAUGGAAGAACCCCCGAGAUACCGGGAACCGUUUUCGGCGCUGUCUCAUUGAUAAUUGGCACGAGCAUCGGCUCUGGAAUGCUGGCGCUCCCGCAGAAGACCUCCCACACGGUUUAUAUUCUCUUCCCCUCCAUCUCUCCCUCCCUCUCUGUGACAAUGAUGCAAACCUGCUUGCUGCUAGCUGCUGAUCGCCGAUGUUUGUCCCCUCUCUCUCUGUCUGGAUACUAUGUGAUGAGAGCUGUAGAUUUCUUGUUGCAAUCAAUCUAUUGAUUGCUCUUUUGGUCAUUGUGCGCCGGUGCAGGGUUUCGUGCCCAGUGCAGUUUUCAUGGCGGCAUGCUGGGCUUUCCUCAUGCUUGAAGCCCUCCUCCUCGCUGAGGUGAACGUCUCCUUGAUGAGGGAGCAGCGGAAGAACGAGGGUGAACGUGGGGAGGUCGGCGGGUCGCUGGAGGUGAUAUCGUUCAGAACCAUGGCGGAGGAGACGCUUGGUGGGUGGGUUGCCCACGCAGCCACGGUCGCCUACGUCUUCUUGGCGUACACGUCCACGACGGCGUACGCAGCCAAGGCCGGGGAGCUGCUCUCGCGUCUGGUCGGCCUCCCGACGUCCGUCUCGGGCACGCUCUUCACGCUCCUCCACGCCGCCCUCAUCGUGAUCGGCGGCGCCUCCACCACCGAUCGGGUGAACCAGUGGCUGACGACGUCCAUGCUAGGUCCCUCCCUCGCUUCCCCCCCACCGGUCGGAGGAGGAAUCGCUCCCGUCUGAAAGAAAGAAUGAAUGAAUCUUCCUUGUAAAUGGGUGAAUUGCGUGUUCACAGGCCUGCUGGUGGGGCUCGAGCUCGCGGCAUUCGGACGGUCGUGGUCUGGCCUGGCAGACGUCGCCAACUGGGGACAGGUCCCGUCAACAAUACCGGUGAUCAUCUUUUCGCUGGUUUACCACGACAUAGCCCCCGGUAACAGUCGAUCGGCCGCGCCUUCCCCGCCAUGGUUGUGUUGGUUUGUUCCUCCACGGAACGGACCAAACAACUAUGUCGACUACCGUCUCUGACCUCGCCGCCCCUCCUCGUCCCCACAGUGAUCUGCUCGUAUCUGGGCGGCGACCUUCCCCGCAUCAGGUCGUCCUUUCUGAUCGGAAGCGUCGUACCACUUCUCUCUCUGCUCAUCUGGGACGCCAUCGUCCUGGGCUUCUCCGCAGAUUCCGGCGUCACCGAUCCGUUCGACUUGUUCAUGAGGUACUGUCACCAAUCCAACUGCGCGCACCGCCGGCCGCUGUUGGCCUUCCUUUGUCUCACGGAGUGAAAAAACCACCCCCACUUCGGCUGGCUCGACAGCGGGACGAGUGACGCGAUGGCACUGAUGGUGGAAGUGUUCUCGCUGCUGGCGGUCGCGACAUCGCUGAUCGGCACUCUCCUCGGCUUCUCUCAGUUCUUCCAGGAGCAACUCCGCAACUCUCUCAGUCCUCCGCUCGCUCAGGAGCAGAGGAGCACCACAGAUCACAUUUCUUCUCGGGUGGAGGCGGCGGAGUUUGACUCUGCCACUUCCCCUCGGGCCGUCGUUCAGGAAGACGCCGCCGGAGGGUGCUCACCGAGGAGCCGGCGAGGCCUGGAAGACUGGUGGGCUGGCAACAACCUCAACCUCAGGGCGAUGUCCAUGGCGGUCAUUCCUGCUCUGCUCGUCUCCACCACCGUCCCCGACGUCUUCUACCUGGCUACGGACAUUGCGGUAAGAGGCACGCACGACCAUCAUCUCCACCGGUAUUCGGCUUUGAUCAGUAGGUGAAUUGUUCUCGGUUCUUUCUUGCUUGCUUACCUGCUGCAGGGGGGCUACUGCAUGACGGUGCUGUAUGGGAUUCUUCCGCCCGCCAUGGCCUGGGGCAUGCACGCCAGAAGGGCCAGCGGCAGAAGCGGGGGCGGAGGCCGCGAUGGAGCUCACCGUGGACCGAAGGGGCUGUCUGAAUCGAAGCCCGCAUUGAUCGGGGUGGGGCUGUGCGCCUUCGGGAUAGUCAUCGAGCAGAUGCUUCAGGAUCUUUCUGCAUUACAUCUGUAG
Spirodela intermedia is the source of this 2343-nucleotide messenger RNA. NCBI's taxonomy places the organism in Eukaryota, Viridiplantae, Streptophyta, Magnoliopsida, Alismatales, Araceae. The record is from the annotation of a GenBank genome assembly.